Cydia pomonella (codling moth) is the source of this 2717-nucleotide messenger RNA. RefSeq lists its product as uncharacterized. Lineage: Eukaryota; Metazoa; Arthropoda; Insecta; Lepidoptera; Tortricidae. The record is from RefSeq and is a predicted model, not a curated record. The transcript has 2 exons. The coding region runs from base 579 to 1004 and encodes 141 amino acids.
UACAAUUUAAGUAAAUUAAUAUGGAAUUUAAAAAAAACUAAACAUGAUUUUUUCUCUUAGUUAUGAUAAUUCUUUUAAGUGCCAAUUACAUCCACACUUUAUCAGGCCUGAUACCAGACCCGAUUUCGGGCCCGAGAAAGAGAAUUAUUCCAUUUUACCAAAUAUCAACACAUCGUUUAUAAUAUUUGAAAUGUAAAAAAAUGAUUUAUAUGCAAAAAUAUCAGACAUUGAACAUUUUUGGCAAUUAGAAACAAAGUAUUUUUUUACAUUUCAAAUAUUGUAAGCGAUGUGCUAAUUUUCCGUGAUCCCCGCAAUUUGCGAAUUUCAGUUUCCGCGGUAGGCCCCAUGUACCUAUUAAUAGUAAUCAAUGAUUUCGAAGAAUAAUUUUAGGUGCUUGACAAGUUUCCUGUAAUUACACACUUUGGACAUCUAUCUUAUCUACUAAUCUGUGACAACUAAUACGGUUAUCUGUUAGAUAAGUAAAAUACUUAGUUGGUAAACUGGACGUUAUUGCUAGUUAGAUUACCUGAAGGUAUUACGUGUUGAUUAAUUAAUUAAGUAUUUAUUAAUCAUUAAACAUGUGGGCUGGACCUGCGCAUGUCGACGACGGGGCCGGAGGUAUUCACUUUGUGGACGGACAGCCAGUCCAUGACGGAAAUUUUGGUGGAUCAAAUCUCGUCCAUGGAGGGAUUAAUGUGGCUGAUGGCAAUUUCGGUGGAUCAAAUCUUGUACACGAUGGAAUAAAUGUGGCUGAUGGCAAUUUCGGUGGAUCAAACCUUGUACACGAUGGAAUAAAUGUCGUGGAUGGCAAUUUCGGUGGAUCAAAUUUUGUAGAUGGAGGGGUAAAUGUUGUAGACGGUGAUUAUGGUGGAGUAAAUGUGGUAGAAGGUGGUUAUGGAGGUGGGUCAGCCAUGAGGGCGUUUAGUGGGGAAGUGGAAGGGGAAGCGGAAGCGGAAGCGGAGGAACCGGCGGAAGCGGAGGAGGAACCAGAAGAAGCCGAAUAAAAUAAGUUUUUUUUAUAAUAAAUAUUGACUAAGUCCCACAGUAAGUUCAAUAAGGCUUGUAAUGUGGGUGCUUAGACAACAAUAUAUGUAAUAUAUAAAUAUUUAUAAAUACUUAUAUACAAAUACAUAGAAAACACCCAUGACUCAGGAACAAAUAUCUGUGCUCAUCACUAGUUUAGUUUGUUGUUGGUCUUAUGGCACCUUGACAUUUAUGUUAAGCCCGACCAGAAAUAUAUAUGAUCAUUGUCAAGAGGGCGCUGCUAUUCUCAUGUAUAGGGCGACAGUUCAGUUUAGUAUGAAAAAUUUAGUUGCAAUGAAAUUCCGCAAUAUGGCGCGUGACACACACAUAUAUUACUGGUCAGGAUUUAUUUAAUUUAUAUUGCACAGGAAAUAAAGUACAAAGUCUUAAUGUAUAUUGCUAGAACCAACUACUAGUGAACUAUCAGGCCAAAAAUAUAAAGGUAUGUUUUAGGUACGGAAAAAACGAGUGUAAAACAAGAAAAAAGAAUUUAGUAAUAAAUGUACAUAAAUUUAAGAAUAAUUAUAACAUACUAAUACAUACAAUAUAAUAUACACAUACUCAUUAUUACAAAUCUUAGUUUUAUAGGGACCGUGCGUGUUGGAGGGUCUGCCAUCUCGUGGCCUGAAUCGGAACCAUAAACAUGCACAUGUACACGUCACGUGUUUUCUUGUGCAUAGUAGGUUCUGCCAUCUUGUGGGCUAAAUCGGAACAAAAAACAUCACGUUUACGCCUCGCGCCAAAAAUCUGACGGCUCCUGUGCUGCCUCCUACAGUUCAUGCACGCGCCCUAUUAGGUAUGCUAAGUAAUGCAUACCUAAUACGGAGCGUGCAUGAACUGCACAAACCAUAGAACCGUUGACACCAGAUGUCACUGGUGUCGCGAGUGUCGCGACUGACGAAAAAUGUAUUGCUAAAACAAUUUACAAGUAGAAGGAGUUGAAAAUAGAGUUGCGGUUAAUCGAGUUAUAAUUAGCUGAAAAUUGUUGACCAUUAGAGUUUUCGUUCGUCGCGACAUCUAUUGUCAGCUAGUAGUACUGAUAAAUUCCGCUACUUGGCGCUAGAUGUCGACUACAAUAUGAAAUGUAACGCCUUAUUAUGUACAUGACAAGGCGAUCAGGGAUCGGUAACCGGUAUUUUUUGUAUGGGAACGAAAACGGUAUUUUUUCGUUCUUUGUUAAUUACUUCAUUUCUAAUUAGGCAUUCUAAUAAUACGAAGUCAUUAUCUGAAAACACAACUGAGUCCUACAUUUAGAGUAUAAAAUAAACCGAAAUAUAUGGUAAUUUCGAUGUUUUUGCAAAAAACCGGUUCCGAUCCCUGAAGGCGAUAUUAAAUAAAUGAUUACAAUACAAUACAAAUAAUCUUUAUUGCACACCUCAAUACAGAAACAGUACAAAUAAUACAACACAUAAAGAAGAGGUGAACAACAGGCGGCUACGAAAUACCUCGAGUUUUUGUAUGGGAGUUACCACUCUUUCUAUACUUAUAUUUCUCUAUUCUACAAACAAAACAACAUACUACAUCAUUAGUUACUACAAGCAAAUGGCGGUCGUGUGGCUAUCUAAUCUUAAGAAUUACCUAUUAUAACAGUACAGUCUUUUUACAAAUCACUUCUCGAUCUGUAAUUAAUCAAGAUAAUUAGCAAAUAAAUGUGACUUGUAUUUUUGAUAAUAAACAUUUUCUAUUAAAUAUAA